AUGUUUAAUCUAUUCAAUAAGAAUGUCCAGGUGAUUAUUGUGGAAGAAAACACAGUAGAACGCCUGUUGGUCGUUGAGAUUUCAACAAACACUCGAACAAUCAAGGAAUUGAAGAAAAUUGUAUCAAAAACCAUUUCACUCGAGAAUCGUUCUCUAAAAUACAAAUUCGAUUCGGAGGAAUUCUGCUUGUCGAAAGAUAUUGAUGUCGAAACCAUGAUCACCAAGUUUAGAGGGAGUGCAAAGAUUGAACACAAAUUGAUUUGUUACAAAUCGUUUCGUCCUUCCAUUUCAAGCAAGGAAAAGGCAGAAAAAUUAAAGAAGAAACUAGCCGAAAAGUACAAUGUUGACCAGAACUCUAUUUCCUUGCUAGGUAAGGGUGGUUUUGGUUUUGUGUUUGGUCUUCCUCCAAUUGAAAAUUCAAUACCAAUUGCUGUCAAAGUUCUAAUUGACGAUAAUGGAAAUGAUCUAUUGAAUGAAGUGAAAACUACUCUCUCAAUGAAUCAUCCACAUAUUGUUGAGGCAGGUAACUUUUUCACACUAAAUAAUGUUAGCUAUUUCAAAUCUGUGGUGUGCUAUGAAAUGGAGAGAAUGCUUGGAACUUUGAAAAACUUCUUCUUGGACGAUGAUGGUAAGAAAAAAUUGAGAAAUAUUACAGAGCACAUUGCUGUGAUGAUUAUUAAUCAAGUUAGCCAGGCAUUUCAGGCUUGUGUUGAUAGAAAGGUUUGUCAUAGAGAUGUGAAACCAGAUAAUAUACUUGUCAAGUCAAUUUCAGAUGAUAGCAUCCAUGUUGUGUUGAGUGAUUUUGGAAGUGCCUUUACCUCUUCCAAAUUCAAUAGACAAGUCAAUAUUGAAAUGGAAGGAACUGUAAGAUAUUUGGCACCAGAAGUUGUUGAAGAUUGUAAGAAUUUCUCAAUUCAAAGUGAUAUCUUUAGUUUGGGAAUUACAUUGUAUUAUUUAAUGAUUGGAAGGUUCGGGGCAACUGGAGAAAUUCUAUGUGAGAAACCUGAACAAGUUGAAAGACAUUUGGUUGAGUUGAGUAUUUCACCAUUUGUUAGUCAACUCAUUCUUGGAAUGAUUAAAAAAGAUCCAGCUCAAAGAAUGUCUCUCAAUGUGUUGCUUCAGUUGACCAAUGACUAUUUAAAUACCAAAAAGCAACUUUUCACUUUACAAGCAGAUGGUGAAGCAUAUCGUAUCGAAUUACCAUUCUAUCCUAAAUACGAUGAAUUGGUUAAACUAAUUGAAAAGAAAUUAGGGCACAAUGACUUUAACUUGACUCAUAAUCAAGAAAUCGUAACCAAUGAUUCAGAAUGUUAUCAAAUGAUCACUUCCCUCCUAUCAAAAGAUCCAAAGCAAAGAGUGAUUACUCUGAAACUCAGUCCAAUUAAUGAGGUUUUGCAAAAUGCUUCUAAAAAUUAUGAGAAUGGAAAUUAUGAGAUUGCUCUCAAAUUUUGUGAUCAAUAUCUUAAAAGAUCCAGUGCAAGUUUAACAAUUCUUACGAAAGCAGCCAAUUGUUGCUUUUACUUGAAAAAUUAUGAGAAGGCAAUCGAAUAUUUCAGUAAGGCAUAUUCUGUUAAAGAAUGGAAAUCAAGACUAGAUGUCAAAUUCUAUGAAAGGUUCGCCUAUUGCUAUUUUAAUAUUAGAAAGUACGAGAAUGCCUAUUCUUUAUAUGAAAAAGCUCUUUCAAAGGAGAAUUACAAAACUUUCUACCUUGCUGGACUAUGUGCCUUGAAAACUAAUCUAUUCGAAAGAAGUGUUGCUUUACUUUCAAAGUCAUAUUCCUUGAAAAGAAAUAUAGAAGCUAUCGAUGCAAUUGUUCAAGUCUUACAACAAUUAUCUUCACCUCUAAAUAUCUACUCAUGGACUGAUGAAGGAAUUGCCUUAUUUGCUCAUGGAAUUUAUAUGAAAAAAUUGAAUGAAUUGGACGAAUCGAGAAAAUUACUUGAGAGAGCUUUGGAUAAAUUACCAAAUGAUGAUGAAUUUAUUGUAGAAGCAUUGAGAUCCAUUCAACCUUAAAUGAUUCGAAUAAUUAUUGAAUAAAAUUUUUGUAAAUAUCAACAUAAACCAUUUUAAGAAGAUCACGUUUUGUUUGUCAAUAAAAUAUCUUACAGAAGAGCGUGAUCACGUUUCACGUUUGAGAUUGUCUAUUAUUAACCUUUUCACUCAAAUAAAUGCUGUUCG
Messenger RNA from Naegleria gruberi, 2178 nucleotides. RefSeq names its product serine/threonine protein kinase. Gene Ontology annotation, cellular component: cytoplasm; nucleus. The coding region runs from base 1 to 2013 and encodes 670 amino acids. Gene Ontology annotation, molecular function: protein binding; protein serine/threonine kinase activity; ATP binding. The record is from RefSeq and is a predicted model, not a curated record. Gene Ontology annotation, biological process: mitotic DNA damage checkpoint signaling; protein phosphorylation. NCBI's taxonomy places the organism in Eukaryota, Heterolobosea, Eutetramitea, Acrasida, Naegleriidae. The transcript has a single exon.